This is a messenger RNA of Egretta garzetta (little egret), 414 nucleotides long. Its product is annotated as basic phospholipase A2 F15-like. The record is from RefSeq and is a predicted model, not a curated record. Gene Ontology annotation, biological process: lipid catabolic process; arachidonate secretion; phospholipid metabolic process. Gene Ontology annotation, molecular function: calcium ion binding; phospholipid binding. NCBI's taxonomy places the organism in Eukaryota, Metazoa, Chordata, Aves, Pelecaniformes, Ardeidae.
AAAAAGAUGAACACUCUCCUCGCCUUUGCUGUGCUGUUUGCUUGGGGUUUGUCCCCAGCUGACGGGGGCCUCUGGGAGCUGCACAAGAUGAUCACGAAGGUGACGGGGAAAAACGCCUUGCUGCAUUACUCCUUCUAUGGCUGCUACUGCGGCUUGGGCGGCAAAGGGCAGCCCAAGGACACCACGGACAGAUGCUGCCAGUUGCACGAUACUUGCUACAACAACCUCCUGAGCUACCGCUGCCACGCCAAGAUGCACUACGGCUGGCACAGCGUCAGCCCCUCCUGCAGAGACAGCUCCUGGUGCGCCCAGCUCACCUGCGAGUGUGACCGCAGCCUGGCGCUUUGCCUGAAGCGAAGCAUCGGGAGCUACAGCAAACGCUACCGCUUCUACCCCAAACACCGGUGCCGGUGA